UCUUCUUGAAUUGCCGCUCUUUGCUCGGGCGGCGCCGUCUGGGAGGUAAUCACAGGAAGGCGCGCAGGUACCUCUCGCGCAGAUGGUCCGCACAUCAAUGCUGUUCUGCCACCGUCACCACCCUCAUCUCCCUCUGCGCUGCCCCUAGACGCGUACUGCGAGAACAUCCAAAGGAUCGCUCGCUUGCCGCACCACAGAUUGCUGACUUCUUGUCGCUCACCCAAGCUGCUUCACGACAUCAUGUCGAAGGGAGCUUCGAGCGGCAGUGCAGAUGCUAAGCCUGCUUCUGCCGUUCCCGCUUCCCUUCAGGCUUCCUCGGCCAGUGACGAUGCGGACAAGCUGAGCGACUACGUUCCACAAUCCGCCGAUCUUUCGCGCGCUGCAUCAGCCAGUGCAUCCCACUCCAAGGCCGCUUCCGAAGAGGUCGAGGAGGAUGAGGAUGUGGAGAUGCGAGACGCUCAAGAUGAUGAGGAUAAUGAAGAUGAUGAGGCUGAUGCGCCUUCUUCGGCUCGAGGUCCAAAGACUCCCAGACAACUGGAAAAGGAGAGGGAAAAGCACGAGAGGAGCGAAGCGAGGGCUGAGAAGGCAAAGGCUAAAGCUGGGCAGAAUUCCGCUCUCAGCUCGACUCGAGAGGAGAUGAAGAAAUCGAAGUUGGCAGAUAGCAUGAAGAGGUUCUCUUACCUGCUCGGUCAGACCGAAUUGUUUCAACAUUUCAUCGACAUCAAGAAGGAGAGAGAUCCAGAGUUCAGAGCUUUGCUGGAGGAGAGUCAAGCAAAGAGGGGCGCCAAAGCCAAGAAGACUGAUGGCGGAAGUGGCGGUGCGAGGCGCAGAAAGACGGAGAAGGAAGAGGACGCGGAAUUGCUUGGUGAAGAUGACGACGAAGGGGAGGAUACCUUCGUCUUUGAAGAGUCUCCCACGUACGUCAAGGGCGGAACAAUGCGCGAUUAUCAAGUACAAGGUCUCAAUUGGAUGAUUUCGCUGUAUCAAAAUGGUAUCAACGGCAUCCUCGCCGAUGAGAUGGGCCUCGGCAAGACCCUGCAGACCAUCUCGUUCCUUGGCUUCUUGAAGCACCAUCGCGACACCCCGGGUUUCCACUUGGUCGUCGUUCCAAAGAGCACGCUGGACAACUGGAGAAGAGAAUUCGAAAAGUGGGUGCCAGGCUUCAGGGUCGUUGUUCUGCAAGGACCCCAAGAAGAACGAAACGCCAUGAUACAACAAUACUUGCUGCCUCAAGAGUUCGACAUCUUGCUAACCACCUACGAAAUGUGUCUGCGCGAGAAGUCGGCCCUCAAGAAGCUGUCGUGGGAGUACAUCAUCAUCGACGAAGCUCACAGAAUCAAGAACGCUGAUUCGCUGCUGAGUCAGAUCGUCCGAGCUUUCAAUAGUCGAUCUCGUCUCUUGAUCACGGGAACGCCACUGCAGAACAACUUGAUGGAGCUCUGGUCUCUACUCAAUUUCCUGCUGCCUGACGUAUUCUCCAACUCCGAGGACUUCGAAUCUUGGUUCAAGGACAAGGGAGAUGAAGCUCAAGAUCAGGUCGUGCAGCAGCUGCACAAGGUGUUGCGACCAUUCUUGCUCCGCAGAGUUAAGGCGGAUGUAGAGAAGAGCUUGUUGCCAAAGAAGGAAAUCAACAUCUUUGUAGGCCUGACCGACAUGCAGAGAAAGUGGUACAAGUCGAUCCUUGAGAAGGACAUUGAUGCUGUCAAUGGAGCUGGUGGCAAGAAAGAGGGCAAGACGAGACUACUCAACAUCGUCAUGCAGCUCCGGAAAUGCUGCAACCACCCUUACCUGUUUGACGGAGCGGAGCCCGGUCCGCCUUUCACUACCGACGAGCAUCUCGUCUUCAACUCGGGCAAGAUGGUCAUUCUGGACAAGCUGCUCAAGUCGAUGAAGGAAAAGGGAAGCCGUGUCCUGAUCUUCAGUCAGAUGAGCCGUGUUCUCGACAUUUUGGAAGACUACUGCUUGUUCCGCGAGUACAAAUACUGUCGCAUCGAUGGUCAAUCAGCGCACGAAGAUCGCAUCUCUGCGAUCGACGAGUACAACAAGGAGGGCAGCGAAAAGUUCGUCUUCCUGCUCACCACUCGCGCAGGUGGUCUGGGUAUCAAUCUGACUACUGCAGACAUUGUGGUGCUGUUCGACUCGGACUGGAAUCCUCAAGCUGAUCUGCAAGCUAUGGACCGAGCCCAUCGGAUUGGGCAGACCAAGCAAGUGUACGUCUUUCGAUUCGUGACAGAUCAAUCAGUGGAAGAGCGUAUCCUGGAUCGUGCAGCACAAAAGCUUCGUCUCGAUCAGUUGGUCAUCCAGCAAGGUCGAUCGCAAGCCGCUGCCAAGGCCCAACAGAACAAGGAAGAUCUGGUCGACAUGAUUCAGCACGGUGCGGAAAAGAUCAUCAACACUUCCAACGAUCUGAUGAUUGACGAGGACAUCGACGCGAUCAUCAGCAAGGGAGAGUCGAGAACAAGCAAGCUGCUCGAAAAAUAUCAAGGUCUCAACAUCGACGAUCUGAACAACUUUAGGAGCGAGACGACACUAGAGUGGGAGGGUCAGGACUUCAGUGCCAAGGGUAGACAAGGAAAGAUUGGCGGCAUUUGGAUAGAGCCCAGCAAGAGACAGCGGAAGGAGAAUUACCAUGUGGACUCGUACUACAAGGAUGCUCUCAGUCUGAAGUCCAAGCCCAGUGCACCUCGGGCACCUAGAGCGCCCAAGCAAAUUGCUUUAAACGACUGGCAGUUCUUUCCUAAACGCUUCGCUGAGCUGCAAGAACGUGAAACUGCCGCCUUUCAGCGAAGUCAGGGUUACAAAGUGCCUCUGAGAGAAACAAAGGAGGAUGAGGAUCCAGAAGUGGCCGAGGAGGAGCGAGCUAAGGGUCAGCAAUUUGUCGACGAAGCCGAGGAGCUGACCGAAGCUGAACAGGCCGAGAAGGAGAAGUUGGCGGAGCAAGGCUUCACGCACUGGACCAAGCGUGAUUACCUGGCCUUCAUCAAGGGCAACGAGAGGCACGGUCGACGCUCGUAUGCCCAAAUUGCUGAGGAGAUUAACAACCCCGAUCUGACGGAGAAGGAGGUCAAAGCGUAUGCAAAUGUCUUUUGGAACAGAGUGCACGAGCUGACGGACGCCGAGAGGUAUAUUAAGCGCAUAGAGGAUGGUGAAGCGAGAACUGCAAAGAUCGAGCGGAACGAAGCCAACCUGAACAAGUUCAUCCAGCAAUUCAGAGCGCCGCUGAGCCAGAUGAAGAUCAACUAUACUGGCUCUACAAAGAAGGCUUACUCGGAGGAGGAAGACAGGUUCAUCCUUGUCAGCCUUUCCAAGCAUGGGCUCAGGGGCGACGAGACUUGGGAGAAAAUCAAGGCGGAUAUCAGCGAACACCCUGGCUUUCGCUUCGACUGGUUCGUCAAGUCAAGGACACCUAUCGAGUUGUCUAGACGUGCAACCACCCUCAUGACGCUCGUCUUGAAAGAUAUCGAGGAUGCCGAGCCUGCCAAAGCAGUCGGCAAGAAGCGUGGUCCCGUGGACCAUGCCAUGAACGGCGACGCUUCGUCCCGGGGCUCCACGCCUGCCGCUGCCCAGGGCGGACGAGCCGUGAGCGGAAGCAAAAAGAAGAAGGUUGCCUGAGCGACGUGCGCGCGCGCUCUAUCUAGCAUUACGAUCUCUCCCCUUGCAAACCCUCUGGCUUGCUCGUCCAUACGUCGCAGACUCUUUCGCUAGCAAGCUUGGUCAUGGCACACGCAACUCGAGCAUCAAGGGAAGAUCACUUGGUUUAGACUGACGUGAUGUAGCAUUCGAGGGUAGCAGAUGAUAUGCGCGAGCGACGCGAGGGUGGAACGCGACCGCUUUGUAGAG
Ceraceosorus guamensis is the source of this 3840-nucleotide messenger RNA. Its product is annotated as putative ISW2-ATPase component of a two subunit chromatin remodeling complex. NCBI's taxonomy places the organism in Eukaryota, Fungi, Basidiomycota, Exobasidiomycetes, Ceraceosorales, Ceraceosoraceae. Gene Ontology annotation, cellular component: chromatin; nucleus. Bases 241 to 3612 code for a protein of 1123 amino acids. The transcript has 9 exons. Gene Ontology annotation, molecular function: nucleosome binding; histone binding; ATP hydrolysis activity. Gene Ontology annotation, biological process: nucleosome organization; regulation of transcription by RNA polymerase II. The record is from RefSeq and is a predicted model, not a curated record.